Molecule: messenger RNA, 5055 nt
Organism: Otolemur garnettii (small-eared galago)
Lineage: Eukaryota; Metazoa; Chordata; Mammalia; Primates; Galagidae
Gene: NFE2L1
Product: nuclear factor, erythroid 2 like 1
Exons: 6
Coding region: 901-3210 (769 amino acids)
Biological process (GO): regulation of transcription by RNA polymerase II
Cellular component (GO): nucleus
Molecular function (GO): DNA-binding transcription factor activity, RNA polymerase II-specific; RNA polymerase II cis-regulatory region sequence-specific DNA binding
Source: RefSeq, a predicted model, not a curated record
GCACAUUCCUUUCCCUGAAGGGAGGGGUGCAGCGCCGCGGGGCCGAGGCUUAUGGGGUGAGGGGCGGCGGGAUUGUUCUAGGGGCAGGAGGCGGGCGCCGAGUAGGGUUCCCGUCGGGGCCCAGCCCUGGGCCUGACAGGGAACGGCCGCGCGCGGGUCCGAGAGGAAAGCUGGCUCGAGGUGGGAUGGACUGGGCAGGGUUGAGGGCAUAGGAAGGCGUGGUAUGAGGCCCAGACUUAGGAUUGGGGUGGGGCCAUAAGGACGGAGGGCGGGGUGGGGUUUGCUUGUAAGGGUGGGUCAAGGCCAGGGAAGUAGCACUUGUUCGCCAGCCGCCCCAGGAGGCUAGAAGCGGAGGCGCCGAGAGUGGGCAUGGCGACUUGGUCCCAGCCGGACUCGGGUUUCUCUGGAAACCCCCCUGGUAAGUGUGGAGGAGGCGGGACACUCUGACCCAAGACAAAAGGCCUGUAGCUUCAGCCAAAGAAAAUAAACCUUAGGAGGGAGAAAGAAAAAAAAAAAUCAUCAGCUGUUCCUGAGAACAGCCUGCAGUGGAAUCUACAGAGAGGACAACUAAUGUGAGUGAGGAAGUGACUGUAUGUGGACUGUGGAGACAGUAAGUCACGUGGGCCCCAGGGCCUGGACUGGGUUAGGAACAGUUGUGCUUUGAGAAGUAAGGUGUCAAGAAGGGAAAAGUGAAUGUGGUCUGGAAAGUGGCCUUGGCUCCACAGGGUGUGCUUUCCUCUGGGGCCAUCAGGGACCUCAGUCCCUGUGUUCUGUCAGGGUGGGGUACAAGGUUGGCACUGAGGAGGGUAACCUGCUGGCUGGAGCGGCAGAGCAGUGGCCUUGAUUUGUCUUUUGGAAGAUUUUAAAACCAAAAAGCAUAAACAUUCUGGUCCUUCAGCAAUGCUUUCUCUGAAGAAAUACUUAACGGAAGGACUUCUCCAGUUCACCAUUCUGCUGAGUCUGAUUGGGGUGCGGGUGGACGUGGAUACUUACCUGACCUCACAGCUUCCCCCACUCCGGGAGAUCAUCCUGGGGCCCAGUUCUGCCUAUACUCAGACCCAGUUCCACAACCUGAGGAAUACGUUGGAUGGCUAUGGUAUCCACCCCAAGAGCAUAGACCUGGACAAUUACUUCACUGCCCGGCGGCUCCUCAGUCAGGUGAGGGCCCUGGACAGGUUCCAGGUGCCAACCACUGAGGUAAAUGCCUGGCUGGUUCACCGGGACCCGGAAGGGUCUGUCUCUGGCAGCCAGCCCAGCUCGGGCCUCACCCUCGAGAGUUCCAGUGGCCUCCAAGAUGUGACAGCCCCAGACAACGGGGUGCGAGAAAGUGAAACGGAGCAGGGAUUCAGUGAAGAUUUGGAGGAUUUGGGGGCUGUAGCCCCUCCAGUCAGUGGAGACUUAACCAAAGAGGACAUAGAUCUGAUUGACAUCCUUUGGCGACAGGAUAUUGACCUGGGGGCUGGGCGUGAGGUUUUUGACUAUAGUCAUCGCCAAAAAGAGCAAGAUGUGGAUAAGGAGCUGCAAGAUGGAAACGAGCAGGAAACCUGGGCUGGUGAGGGAGGCGAAGCUUUGGCACGAAACCUGCUAGUGGAUGGAGAGACCGGGGAGAGCUUCCCUGCACAGGUGCCUGGUGGGGAGGACCAGACGGCCCUGUCCCUGGAAGAGUGCCUUAGGCUGCUGGAGGCCACCUGCCCCUUUGGGGAGAAUGCUGAGUUUUCAGCAGACAUUUCCAGCAUAACAGAAGCAGUGCCUAGUGAGAGUGAGCCCCCAGUUCUUCAAAACAACCUCUUGUCUCCUCUCCUGACGGGGACAGAGUCACCAUUUGAUUUGGAACAACAGUGGCAAGAUCUCAUGUCCAUCAUGGAAAUGCAGGCCAUGGAAGUGAACACGUCAGCAAGUGAAAUCCUUUACAAUACCCCUCCUGGAGACCCACUGAGCACCAACUAUAGCCUUGCCCCCAACACUCCCAUCAAUCAGAAUGUCAGCCUGCAUCAGGCUUCCCUGGGGGGCUGCAGCCAGGACUUCUCACUCUUCAGCCCCGAGGUGGAAAGCCUGCCUGUGGCUGGCAGCUCCACGCUGCUUCCACUGGUCCCCAGCAAUUCCACCAGCCUCAACUCCACCUUUGGCUCCACCAACCUGGGAGGAUUCUUCUUUCCACCCCAGCUCAACGGCACAGCCAAUGACACAGCAGGCCCCGAGCUGCCUGACCCACUGGGGGGCCUGUUAGAUGAAGCCAUGCUGGAUGAGAUCAGCCUAAUGGACCUGGCCAUUGAAGAAGGCUUUAACCCUGUGCAGGCCUCGCAGCUUGAGGAGGAGUUUGACUCUGACUCAGGCCUCUCCUUGGACUCCAGCCAUAGCCCCUCCUCCCUGAGCAGCUCUGAGGGUAGCUCUUCCUCUUCCUCUUCUUCCGCUUCCUCUGCUUCUUCCUCUGCCUCUUCCUCCUUUUCUGAGGAAGGUGCUGUUGGCUACAGCUCUGACUCUGAGACCCUGGAUCUGGAAGAGGCCGAGGGUGCUGUGGGCUACCAACCUGAGUAUUCCAAGUUCUGCCGCAUGAGCUACCAGGAUCCGUCACAGCUCUCCUGCCUGCCCUACUUGGAGCACGUGGGCCACAACCACACAUACAACAUGGCACCCAGCGCCCUCGACGCUGCUGAUCUGCCGCCGCCCAGCGCCCUCAAGAAGGGUAGCAAGGAGAAGCAGGCCGACUUCCUGGAUAAGCAGAUGAGCCGGGAUGAGCACAGAGCCCGGGCCAUGAAGAUCCCUUUUACCAAUGACAAAAUCAUCAACCUUCCUGUGGAGGAGUUCAACGAGCUGCUGUCCAAAUACCAGCUCAGUGAGGCCCAGCUGAGCCUCAUCCGGGAUAUCCGGCGCCGGGGCAAGAACAAGAUGGCGGCGCAGAACUGCCGCAAGCGCAAGCUGGACACCAUCCUAAACUUGGAGCGAGAUGUGGAAGACCUGCAGCGUGAUAAAGCCCGGCUGCUGCGGGAGAAGGUGGAAUUCCUGCGGUCUCUGCGGCAGAUGAAGCAGAAGGUCCAGAGUCUGUACCAGGAGGUGUUUGGGCGACUGCGGGAUGAAAAUGGACGACCCUACUCGCCUAGCCAGUAUGCGCUCCAGUACGCUGGGGAUGGCAGUGUCCUCCUCAUCCCCCGCACGAUGGCCGACCAACAGGCCCGGCGGCAGGAGAGGAAGCCAAAGGACCGGAGAAAGUGAGCCUGGGGAGGAAGGGGGGUUGACGUUCACCAAGACUGAAACUGGAGAAGGGCUGGGCCUGGACCUGGACCUACAGGGGGACUUUAAUGCCUUCUUAUCCAGUAUAUCUUCUCAGAUGGGAUGACUGCGGGUCAGUGUACAGGAAGAGGCAGGCGCAGGCGCUGUCUGGCUCUACCCCCCCCCCCCAACUGGGGUAGGGUGGAAGUGGUCAGACCACUUGGUGGACAGGGUCCUCACCCUACCCCUUUUCCUGUUGAGGCAAGGGUGGUGGCUGGCAUUGCUGGAGGUAGUAAAGCUAUGCAGAGCGAAGGCCGGCGAAGGGAAAGGGGGGAUCUGUGAGAGGAGAGGAAAGUAGGAGAAAGUUGCAUUCCAGGAAGGAAGGAAGGAAGGAAGGAAGUGAAAAAGGAAAGAAAUCCCCCAAAAAAUCAAAGCGGGAAGAAAAUCAAAGGGAAAAGUUAGGUUGCUUUGGCCAGGAUUCCAGGCAGCAGGUUUGAAUGACUCCGAUGGGCCUAGGUUACUAGUGUGAUAAACCCCAUUUCACCCCAGGGGGACACACAGACACAGGGAUGGGGGUGGGGCUUAACUUUUCUGCUCCUUGCACUUUGGCAUCCUUGAAGGAGAGCUGUUGGAUAUUAUUGCCUGUAAUGUUUCAAUCUAAUGGGAACCACUGGGACUCAGGACUGGCUUGGAGGUUUAGGGUGAAAGUAGAGUGAAGAAAAAGGGGUCGAGUCCCCAUGCUGCAGUAGCCCCAACACUACGCAUGUCACUCACUGCCUUGCCACUGCCAUCUCCCUCUCUGCUUCAGCCAUCUCUGAGCUGAGGCUCCUUCUGUCUCCAUCAAAGCCUGCAUGUGAAUGCUGUCCUCUUCCUGUCAUCCUAUGUCUUUGUCCCAUCCUGUAACCCCUCACCCCUCUCAGCUGCCUGUAGCUCUUCUGCAGCUGGGCGCGGUGCUGGUGCUGGCAGUGCUCCUGGUACUGGGCCCAGCCUUCCUCUGGGAAUUUCUGAGGCAGGGGGAUGGUGUGGAGGGAGAAACCAGUGCACCAACCUCCAGGCAGUAUUCAGCACAACACUGGGGAGUGACCCUUCCCUCAGGCCUCUGCCAACAACUGAGCAAAUCACUGGGAAAACACAAAAACUAAAACCCAGCAACUACACAAAAAACCCUAGUCCACUUAGAAUUUCUUGCGCUUUGAUUUUUUUAGGGUUUGUGCCCUGUUUUCACUUAUAGGGUCUAGAAUGCUUGUAUUGAGUAAAAAGGAGAUGCCCCAAUAUCAAAGCUGCUAAAUGUUCUCUUUGCCAUAAAGACUCCGUGUAACUGUGUGAACACUUGGGAUUUUUCUCCUCUGUCCUGAGGUCUCCGUCUUUCUUUUUUGGGUUUCUAGGAGAAUGGGAGGCGCAUGUAAUGGGGGCUGAGAGCAUUCUCCCCUACGAGCUUUGGGCCGCAGGCAGCUUCUUCACAGCCCCAGCUUACCACAGGCUCCUGGAGGACUGCCUGGGGGAGACAGAGAUGGGGAGCCAAGGUAGCAGAUGGCUUCAAGACCACAGUGUCUUUAUUUUUAACUGCUACUGCUGCCCCAGCUCUGCCGGGCUCUGAAGUACUGCCCCAGACUAGCAGGAGUGAGUUGGGGGAGAGAAGCAGUGAUUCCUCCUGCAUGGGGGGGAAAAGGGUUCCUAACUGAACAGUAGGAGUAGAAGGUGUGAGCCUGGGAGUGCUUUUAUAAAUUAUUUUCCUUGUAGAUUUUAUUUUUAAUUUAUCUUUGUGACCUGGCAGGGAGAGGAGAGAAGGAAAGAGAUGCUGUUGAGCACAUGACAAAAUAAAAUAAAAUAAAAUGGAUGAUUCAUUCU